Dictyostelium purpureum is the source of this 270-nucleotide messenger RNA. RefSeq lists its product as uncharacterized. The annotation marks the transcript as partial. Gene Ontology annotation, molecular function: nucleotidyltransferase activity. NCBI's taxonomy places the organism in Eukaryota, Evosea, Eumycetozoa, Dictyosteliales, Dictyosteliaceae. The record is from RefSeq and is a predicted model, not a curated record. The transcript has a single exon. Gene Ontology annotation, biological process: RNA 3'-end processing.
GCAAAAGUACCAAUUAUUAGAUUCAACGAAAAGACUACAGAAAUUCAAUUUGAUAUGUGUUUCAAUAAUAGAUUGUCAAUUUAUAAAUCAAUAUUAGUUAAGGAAUAUGCAGAUUUGGAUUCAAGAUGUCGUGAUUUAAUAUUAUUAGUUAAGCAUUGGGCCACACAAAAAAAUAUCAAAGAUGCCUCUCAAGGUACCUUCUCUUCAUUCUGUUUAGUUUUAAUGGUCAUUAAUUUCUUACAAAAUGGUGUAAAUCCCCCAAUCUUACCA